AUGGGUACUACAACAUCGACAACACCUACAACAUUGAUCACACCGACAACAACAAAUUCCCUAAAAACUAUUGAAUGGAAAUGGCAAUCGAAUCCCAAUCCAUGGUCAAAAACUGAGCCACCAACAUGGAGUCAGUAUUCAGAUGUUGAAAACCUAAUUAUCGAACGAGCCUUUUUAAAUAAACAACCACGAGCUAUUUUGGAUGAUUAUUACAUUGAUUUUAAACAUUAUCUGCAAAUACUAAACAGUGAUAAUAACAAGCAGAGAUCCGUAAAAAGAAUUGAACGCAAUAGAGAAGACAAACAUUUGAGAGAAGAACGCUUCGUGGAUCUUCCAGUUGCAUCGGAUCGUUCAUUUGGUGGUCAAUAUGGCUGGAUAUCGCCAUUCAUCGUAGAAGUCAGAAGAUAUUUGGGUCUAAAAUUAGAUGAACUUCCUUCCAAAAAACCAGGUAUGAUACCUAUGCUUGUUGAAAAAGCUGCUCAAGGUAUUAUUGAAGAAGGCAAACAUAUUGGAAAACAAAAGGAAGCUGAAGAAUUGGCUGAUUGUCUUCGAGAAAAAAAGAAUAAAAGAAUUGAAGAAGUAUGGCAACGCUGUGCUUAUCUUUACUCGUUGGAAAGCUUCCUAUACACAACUUUGAACGCAAACAUGAGAUUAGUUGGAAGCAAAGAAGAAGAACAUAUCUGGCGGCAUACAGUUCAAACACUAGGUCCAUUUUGCUUAUUACUUUGGGAUGAUCCAUAUAAUAAAAAAGUGAAAACUAACAUUGAACUUUAUCGGGGAGCCAAACUCAAACCAGAACAGAUCGCUGUUUAUAAAAAAAUGGCCGGGAAUAAAAAAGAGUAUGGCUCUUUCCAAGGAUUUUCAUCGUGUAGUCGUAAUCGUGAAAAAGCAGAAGGAUUUGGAAAUACACUAUUCAUUAUGAAAGUAUUGUUUGCAUUUAUUGCUGAUAUUAGUAAAUUAUCGGAAUAUCCUAAUGAAGAAGAAGAAAUUGUGACACCAGGUGUAUGUUUUCGUGUUCUGCGUGUCGAAGAGGAACCUGAGAAAGGCAAACAUUUAAUCUACUUGGAAUUAACACAACGUUUUUCUAACAAAGACCAUCAGCAAAUCAGCAUACAAAACACACCCAACACAAAUAAAGAUGCCUAUGAUCGUCUUGGUGCUGCUUAUGCUGCUCGCGCUGCUCGUGCUCGUGCUCAUGCUUAUACUACUCAGUAUCGUGAUGAUGCUGAUGCUUAUGACGCUUAUGCUCGUGCUUACUAUGCUGAUGCUGUGGACCGGGAUGGUAACUCCUUAUAG
Molecule: messenger RNA, 1296 nt
Organism: Adineta steineri
Lineage: Eukaryota; Metazoa; Rotifera; Eurotatoria; Adinetida; Adinetidae
Source: the annotation of a GenBank genome assembly